Messenger RNA from Didymodactylos carnosus, 1059 nucleotides. The record is from the annotation of a GenBank genome assembly. NCBI's taxonomy places the organism in Eukaryota, Metazoa, Rotifera, Eurotatoria, Philodinida, Philodinidae.
AUGAACAUGGCGAUCGAACCACAAAAACAGUUUUUAUCGACAACUCAGAAUUAUCCUGAAGCGUUUGGUGAUACGCUCAGUCGAACCAAAUCUUCGUCGGACACAUUGAAACUGACGUUGAUCGAUCGAAAACGGCCAUUAUUAACAUCAAGUGAAACAUCGACUGAGAUCGAAAUAAAGCGGAAAAAAUACGUUCGAACAUUUAAUGAAACUCAAUCUGUGGUGUGUAAUCAAAAGUUUGUUGAGAUACCAAAACGACAUGAAACAUUUGCUAAAUGGCCCAAAGAUAAACCAUUACCAGCAGUGGACGAGAUGGUUAAAGCGGGCUUCUUCUACUCGGGCGCGCAAACAAUUGUCUCAUGUUUCUACUGUAAUGGAUCACUGCAGAAUUGGACGACCAAGGAAAAUCCGACAACUGAACACGCUCGCUGGUUUCCUCAUUGCGCUUACAUUCGACAAUUGUGCGGCGAUGAAUUAUUUCAGAGAAUCCAACAAGCGAAACGAGAUCAAAAACAACCACACACAUCCUCCAGUACUCAAAUAUCGAUACUGGAUGAUAAUACAUUGUCAAAAUAUGUUGCGGCUCGUCUAGAUUUACCAAUAUCUCAACAUCUGUCAGACAAAUAUCGACGAUUAAUUAUAAAACGGUGCUACGAAGAUCAACUGAAACUCAAACUCGAUGAUUUUCCGGGUGAUACUGAUCUACAUAUGGCGUGUUUGAUUCUUCAAAAACAGAUUGAUGUAAUCGACGGCAAAAAAGAAAAGAUUAUUAUCCCAUCCAAAAAACUCCAAGAAAUAACGGAUAAGAAUAUGAAAGAACAGAAAACACUGCUGGAUACAAGCGAAAGUUUAGCUGAACCCCAAAAGAGUCAAACUCAAGCCUUUAAUUUGAGUCCGAGUUUAAAUAUCAGCAUGUGCACGGUGUGUUUGAUGGAUGAAAGGCGACUCGCUUGUAUGCCGUGUGGACAUGUGGCAACGUGCGUGCCGUGCGGUCAUUCACUUCGUACGUGCCCAAUGUGUCGACGAACAAUAGACGGUUUUGUUCGAGUUUACAUUUAA